AUGGCCGACGUUUAUCUCGAUAUCCAGAAAAGCUGGGGGCGACGUACCAAAGCUUCCUGGUUGUCGUCACUAGGCGCCGGCCUCAUUGUCACUCUUUGCCCUUGCUGGCUCAUCACCAAUUGGAUAGCUCUUGAGUACUAUGGCGGAUCACUACGCCUCACUGCUCAGGCAGCACUAAAACAAGGCAUCGUCGAGUUUGCAGCUCAACAUGCCCCUCAACCAACUUUCCGAGCUUCCAUCGGGUAUCUGACAUGGGUCACGGUCCAGGCUUUGUUAUACAACUAUCUACCCGGACCAUUGUCCUAUGGCCAGAUGACGCCAGCGGGUAAUCUGCUCAAAUAUACCACGAACGGCUUAUUGGCAUGGACUGUCACACACGCUUUGUACGGUGCCACCUCCCUUGUCGGCAUACUCGACCCGGCGAUCAUUGCGCGGAACUGGGAAGCUCUACUCGUCACUGUCAAUGUUUAUGGCAUCAUCUUGGCACUGUUUGCACAGAUCAAGGCGUAUGUCGCGCCUUCACAUCCUCUGGACCGCAAGUUUACCGGAUCAAUGAUCUUCGACUACUUCUGCGGCAUUGAGCUAAACCCUCGCAUUGGAGAUCGGUGGGACUUCAAGUUGUUCUACAAUGGUCGACCGGGUAUCAUCGCGUGGACUCUGAUUGAUCUGUCAUGGAUGGCCUACCAGUAUCAGACGUUCGGAUUUGUGACGAAGUCUAUGCUGCUCGUGACCUUCUUCCAUUUCCUCUACGUACUCGACUUCUUCUACAACGAGGACUGGUACCUACGUACGAUCGACAUCACGCACGAUCAUUUCGGUUUCAACCUCGCCUGGGGCGAUACAGCAUUCCUCCCAAAUCUUUACACCUUACAAGUCCAAUACCUUGGCCGCUAUCCCGUUCAUCUCACCACACCGUCCGCCUUCCUCAUCCUCGCUAUCGGCCUCUCUGGCUACACGCUGUUCCGCAGCUGCAACCACCAGAAGGACCUCGUUCGCAGCACGAAUGGCACCGCCACGAUCUGGGGCAAGCCCGCCGAGUAUAUUCGCUGCACCUACAGCACGACCGACGGCAAGACACAUCAAUCACUCCUUAUCACAUCUGGAUGGUGGGGAUUCAGCCGACAUGCGAACUAUCUGGCGGACCUAAUGCUUAGCGGAGCCAUGUGUGCGACUUGUGGGUUUACUCACUUUCUGCCCUGGAGUUACUUCUUUUUCAUGGGAACCCUGCUUUUGCAUCGACUGCGUCGGGACGAGAAAAGGUGUGCAAUGAAGUACGGCAAGUUCUGGAGCUUGUACACGCAGAAAGUUCAGUACAAGCUAUUGCCUGGGGUCUGGUGA
Cyphellophora attinorum is the source of this 1338-nucleotide messenger RNA. RefSeq names its product 7-dehydrocholesterol. Gene Ontology annotation, biological process: cholesterol biosynthetic process; brassinosteroid biosynthetic process. The record is from RefSeq and is a predicted model, not a curated record. Gene Ontology annotation, cellular component: endoplasmic reticulum membrane. Gene Ontology annotation, molecular function: 7-dehydrocholesterol reductase activity. NCBI's taxonomy places the organism in Eukaryota, Fungi, Ascomycota, Eurotiomycetes, Chaetothyriales, Cyphellophoraceae. The coding region runs from base 1 to 1338 and encodes 445 amino acids. The transcript is spliced from 3 exons.